This is a messenger RNA of Quercus lobata, 795 nucleotides long. RefSeq lists its product as uncharacterized. The record is from RefSeq and is a predicted model, not a curated record. NCBI's taxonomy places the organism in Eukaryota, Viridiplantae, Streptophyta, Magnoliopsida, Fagales, Fagaceae. Bases 1 to 795 code for a protein of 264 amino acids. The transcript has a single exon.
AUGGACCAAAUGAAAAGAGUCAUGGAGGAAAUGAAAGAGAAUAUGAGAAGGACGAAUCCUAUAGAAGACCUGGUCCACCGUACUGAUUCCCUCUUUACGACUUCCAUCAACAGUCAUCCUUUACCAUCAAAGUUUAAGAUGCCUUCUCUGGAUUUGUACGAUGGAACACGAGACCCGUUUGAUCACAUUGCAACCUUCAAGACCACCAUGCAUCUCCAAGGGGUUCCCGACGAAAUAAUGUGUAGAGCAUUCCCUACUACCCUUAAGGGCCCAGCACGGGUUUGGUUCAGCAAAAUACCCCCGAAUUCGGUGAGUUCUUUUGAAGAAUUGAGCAAGUUGUUUGUUAAUAACUUCAUAGGAGGACAAAGACACAAGUGUUCCUCGUCCAGCCUAUUGACCAUAGAGCAGGGAGAGAACGAGAGUUUACAGUCGUUCAUCACCCAUUUCAACAGAGAAGCCCUGAGUGUGGACGAAACAGAUGAUAGGCUCUUGUUGGUGGCCUUCCAUAAUGGGGUGAAUUCGGAUUUAUUCAUACACAAACUCUAUGAAAAAGAGCCUCAGUCCAUGGCCGAACUUGUCCAUUCGGCUCCAAAUUUUAUGAAUGCAGAAGACGCAAUCAUCGCUAAGAAGAGGAAGAGGUCUGAGAGAGUAGACGCAAAUCCCAGUCGCCACUCGGAGCAAGGUCCUCGUCCAAAAAAGGGACGAAGAGAAGAUAGGAAAGACCGAGACACUAAAAAGCCAGGCCCUUCAGCACGGAACCAGCAAUAUACCUCUUUGAACGUCCCACUUGAGUAG